Diversispora eburnea is the source of this 738-nucleotide messenger RNA. Lineage: Eukaryota; Fungi; Glomeromycota; Glomeromycetes; Diversisporales; Diversisporaceae. The record is from the annotation of a GenBank genome assembly.
AUGCCAUUUGGUCAAAUUGUUAUUGGUCCUCCCGGGUCUGGUAAAACGACAUAUUGUCAUGGAAUUCAACAAUUUCUUGGAGUAGUGAACCUUGAUCCAGCCAAUGAUUAUUUACCAUAUCAAUGUGCAAUAAAUAUAGCAGAAUUAAUUAGUUUACAAGAUGCAAUGGAAGAAUUGAAAUUAGGUCCAAAUGGAGCAAUGAUGUAUUGUAUUGAAUUUUUAGAAAAGAAUUUUGAUUGGCUUGAAGAAAAAUUGAAAGCAUUAGGAGAUCCAACUAAAUAUAUAUCUGUAUUGUUGUUAUCUCUUAAAACUAUGAUACAAAUUGAGUUACCUCAUAUUAAUGUACUUUCAAAAAUAGAUUUGAUGGAAUCAUAUGGAAAAGUACAAGAUUUGUCAUAUUUGCUUCAACAUUUAGAUGAAGAUCCUUUUACAAGUAGAUUUAAAGAAUUAAAUAAAGCAUUAUGUGAAUUAAUAGAAGAUUUUAGCUUGGUUGGAUUUCAUACACUUUGUAUUGAAAACAAACAAUCAGUAAUGAAACUUAUUCAAGCAAUAGAUAAAGCUAAUGGUUAUAUAUUUGGUGGAUUAACUCAAGGUAAUGAAAGUAUUAUGAUGGCAGCUAUUGGUGGUAAUUCAACUUAUUGUGAUAUAAUGGACGUUCAGGAGAGAUGGUUAGAUCAUAAAGAUUUAUGGGAUGAAUUCGAACAACAAGAAGAAAACCAAAAUCAAAUGAAUGAAUAA